This is a messenger RNA of Cottoperca gobio, 5880 nucleotides long. RefSeq names its product major facilitator superfamily domain containing 14Ba (gene slc71a2a). NCBI's taxonomy places the organism in Eukaryota, Metazoa, Chordata, Actinopteri, Perciformes, Bovichtidae. The coding region runs from base 230 to 1471 and encodes 413 amino acids. Gene Ontology annotation, biological process: transmembrane transport. Gene Ontology annotation, molecular function: transmembrane transporter activity. The transcript is spliced from 10 exons. The record is from RefSeq and is a predicted model, not a curated record.
UGGUACAAGGUGAGUGUACCAGGCAAGCUGCGGAGUGACCUGACAGCAGAUCUAACUGGAGACAUUGUGGACAUUAUCUCUACCUCAACACGGUUUAUUUUAUUAUUGUCAUCCGUUCGCUUGGUUUAGCCUUUUCGGGGCUACUGAAGGAGGCACGCUGGAAGCACCCGGAGAACCUCGGAUAUCUACGCGGCAUGGAUGCUUCGUGACCCGUGACGGGUGUGAAGAGAUGCCGGGGGAGCAGUCGGCGGGAACCGGCCGGGUGGUGCUGGUCAAGAAGAUCAUCAUGAAGGACGGAGCUGCGCUCCAGCAGGGUAUCGGUAGGCCCAGUGUGUAUCAUGCGGUGGUGGUGAUCUUCCUGGAGUUCUUUGCCUGGGGAUUACUCACCACGCCAAUGCUCACUGUUUUACAUGAAACAUUUCCCCAGCACACGUUCCUGAUGAACGGCCUCAUUCAGGGCGUGAAGGGUCUGCUGUCAUUCAUGUCUGCUCCCCUGAUUGGUGCGUUGUCGGAUGUGUGGGGCAGGCGGACCUUCCUGUUGGUUACCGUCUUCUUCACCUGCGCUCCGAUCCCUCUGAUGAGGCUCAGCCCCUGGUGGUACUUCGCCAUGAUCUCCAUGUCUGGAGCCUUCUCUGUCACCUUCUCGGUCGUAUUCGCCUACGUUGCUGAUGUGACGGAUGAAAGAGAGAGGAGUACAGCCUACGGUCUGAAAGUAGCAAUAAUAAUAAAAACAAAUGUCUUUCUAUCCCUCCAGGUCAUAAAUUUCUCCUCCACAACCAUUGCAGUUUUUAUUGGAGUGGUGGGCAUUCUGUCUAUCGUAGCACAGACUCUCUUCCUCACCCUGCUGAUGAGGACUGUGGGUAAUAAAAACACUGUUCUGUUGGGUUUAGGCUUCCAGAUCCUUCAGCUGGCCUGGUACGGCUUUGGAUCAGAGCCAUGGAUGAUAUGGGCAGCUGGUGCUGUAGCUGCAAUGUCAUCCAUCACCUUCCCAGCUGUGUCUGCUCUGGUGUCACAGUCUGCUGAUCCUGAUAAACAAGGUGUUGUCCAGGGAAUGAUCACAGGGAUCAGAGGUCUUUGUAAUGGUCUGGGGCCAGCUUUGUACGGAUUCAUCUUCUUCCUCUUCAACGUGGAGCUCAACACCAUGGACCCCAUCCAGGGAGAAUUCAACAUCAACCCCCUGCCUCUGCAAAGUCCCACUGAGCGAGGCCUGAUCCCCGGCCCGCCCUUCCUGUUGGGGGCAUGUUCCGUGGUUGUUGCCUUCCUCGUUGCUCUUUUCAUCCCUGAGAAACCUUCCUGCUCCUCUUCCUCCCAGCUGUCCCUCAGCGACAAGCCCCGCCUGGACAGCAAGGAGUCCAUGUCCUCGCUGGCCGGCGUCCACAUCAACACACCCCUCCCUGGCAGCGACGAGGAAACCCCGCCCACCGCCAGUGACGAGGACUUUGAACCGCUGCUGCAGGACAGUGUUGUUUGAUGGACAUUUUGUUACAAAGAUAAAGAAACAGUAACACAUUUUCUUUGCUGCAGGGCAGAACUAGGUGUACUUUUAUUGUUGGAAGAUUGAGAUUGACAGCAAGAAACUCCGAUAGCAUUGUUUUGUUGCCAGUAGGCAGUACUGACUACUUCAGCUACCAGGAGCAGAGACAGUAACAUCCUGUGAGUGACCAAUAAGGAUGUCUCUUUCACAAGAGGGCGGGAGCAAAGAUCUGCAAUUAAGAUGUUGUCAUAUGAUUUGACAGAAGAGAUCAAGAUGAUUAUUUGACUUGCAGAAAGACAGUGAGGCCAGCAGGGACAACAUAGUUUGACAGGAAACCAUCGUUUGAUUGACAAGAGGAGGGACAAACUGUGUUUCUUAUAGAACAGGUGUGGCCAGUUUGGGAUACGCCCACAUAAAAUCACUUGAAGGAAAAGAGAAGUAUUUUUUGAGUAUUUUUAAUGGAAGGAUCAUGGUUCAUCUUUAAGCUUGAAGUUAUUGAUUGUUUUUGUGAUAAAACAAGAAAGGGUGGUUUUACCUUCAGCUGUAUCAUUUUUACGCUGUGUUUAUUAUUGAUUAUUGGUUAUUGUAUCGAUGAACCAUGUCUGCAACAUAUUCACAGAAGCUGAAACAUCAGUUGAUUUAUACUCUUUUUUGAAGAAGUUUUGGUUAGUUUUUCUUUUUGGCAGGGUUAGACAACUGUACAGCAAACCUGCACUGAGCUAUCGAUCGCUAACAAGGUAUGAUUGUGACAAGCUUAGAAAUGAGUCAACCACCUGAAAUCUAACAUGUCAAAAUAUCAAUUUUAAUAGUUAUUUUCAUCAUUUUCAUGGCCAAAUUUCCAUUAAAUGGCCUUUAAAUUUCUCUAAUUGAAUUGCUUUAAAAUUCAUUAAAAUGUCACUAGUUAUUGUCCCUGUUUGUCACUACCUCAGAUCAGCUUGUUUUUAAAGGUACAAUGUGUAAGAUUUGCCAGAAUUUAAACUUAAAACAUUAUGAACAGAGUGUGAAUGACGUUAUGUUAAACAGGUCUCUGUGUUGUGUUGCAGAGAUAUCUACUGAAGUUAGCAUGCUAACAGCUAGCUGCGCUCCGUCCAGCCUGUAAUACCACUUGUUCCUCUAGAGGUGAUAGUGAGUCACUGUAGCUGCAGUCUGCCUCAGUACAGAGGGAGAAGAAGGACAGCUGCUGACUCAGCAGACUCAGGGUCUACAUCACAUCCAUGAUUCUGCAUGUGUUGAUCAUUUGUUUUGAUUAAAUCCGAAGUAGCAGAAACUAGAAAAGGACUCGCACCCUCGCCUCUUUUUCACCGUGGGUGGGAGGCUGCUCCGCCGGGAGUAGAGUGUGCGAUGGCUGGGAGACAGACAGAUCUUCCAUUAGCUCAAAUUUAGCCGAACCCUCCACCGGAUCUUCAAACGUUGUUGCUGUAGUUACUCAGGUUAGACCCAGCGCUGCAUCAGCCCGCUGUGACUCCCGGUGCUGGGAUAUUCGUCGGCCGUAUCCAAGCUGCCGGAGCCGCUGCAUGCUCCCCUCCCACAGGAGUAACAAAUACACAGUCAAUAUAUCAACACUAGAAGAGCGAUACAUAGCUGUACAAUACACAAUAUAAAGACUACAUUAGAAUACAAUAACUAUUCUAAACUACUACAACACAAUAUAAACAGAUACUAUAGUUGUUUUUUAAUAACUGAUGGUUUUGAUGAAUCCAUCAAACAAUAAGAUAUUCCAUUGAUGAUCAUAUGGAGUUUACAGGUGAAUUCUGCCCUCUAUUUAUUUAGAGCAGGAGGCUCAGAACUACACAUUGAACCUUUAAAUCACACUUAUCCUGGCUUUACUCCUCUUCUAUCUCGUUUGUUUUAUUUUUAUAUCAAGUCACUUUAUGAAUGCUGCUGGCAGUGGAACAACUUCAGAGCUGCGACUUUAGCUUUAGCAUUCAAAGCACCAACAGUGUUGGAACCAUAUUGUUUAUGGUUACAGUAUUGCUCUUAUUUUUAAUUUCAGUGAAAAGUGGUUCUGGAGCUCAAACUGUCCAAUGUACAAAUGUGAAAUCUGCAAGUUAGAUACCAGAAAACAAUUAAAAUAUAUUGUAAGAUUUAAUGCAAGUCCAACAGUGACUGGUACUGUAAAACAUUGUUUCCUAUAAUCUCAUGAUUCGUCAAUGUUGGUGUAUUGGUGCUAAUUGGACAAGAGGUAGCACUGAAAUACUAUUUUGAAUAUUUGGCCCUCUGAACCCCAAGCCGCCACAAUUUAUUAACAUGUAAGUCCUGUUGUCCCAUGGAAACAGCACAAUCAUGGCUAGAAGUAGGAAAAACUCAAAAAUGUAUUAUGUGCAGCACAACACAGUUAUAAUGCCAUAAAAAGGGUUACACAAUGUAAAUGCUCUCACCAGUAUGUUUAAUUGUCACCAUAUGUAUUUUGCACAACCUGUACACCCUCCAGUAUUGUAAUAUCAUUAUUGUGGUUAUAUUACAUGCUACUCAGCUUUCCAUAGUGUCAUGCUGCCAUGUAGUGCCUUUUCAGAAUGUAGGUUUAGAAUGUAGAAUUGCCACUAGCUAGCAGCAUGACACCAUGAAUCUGUUCCAGAGCGACAAUGCUUCUGGCUCCGAUGGCCCAGGGUCGCUGUGCCUUCGAUUUCCAUGUUGCGCUGAGUGCUUGGACCAAAUGAAACCUUGCAAGUCUAGCUUUUACUUCAACUGGGUCAAGCUGGACAUUUGUGUGCUGAGGGUGUCUCAUAACCAAUAGUCCUUCACUGUAUAAUUUUAAAAACACAUGGACGUCAACUGGAAAGUUAUUUGUUGCAGAUAUGAGGUUUUUCCCUGACAGCUGUGAAAAUCCUCUGAAUUAACUUAUACUUGAAGCAUCAGACAGAUUUUACAAGAGCUUUAGAGAAGAUUUAUACAGAAAUGCUGAAGAGUUUAACAGUAUAUAACUGACUGUACAGAGUGUACAUAGUUACUAAAAAUGUUAAUGUACAUGUGAAUGAUAUUAUGGUUUGUAUAUAAGUGAAGUGUGGAAUCAGCUUGGUAAUUGUGAUUGAUAUGAAGGUUUUCCUUCAGUGUUCAGUCUCGUGUGGCUCAACGGCUCAGUGUGGGUUGGGGAUUCAAUUCCCCCUUUGCAGCUAAAACCAACAUUCAUUCUUUGUGUUUUCCGUGUUCAUUCUGAUUACUAUGAAACGAACAAAUCAUUUUCCCCAUUCUUCACACCUGAGUCUGUUUACAUGCACACUAUGUCGUGGUCAUCAGAAUGAUUUCAUCGUUGGUCAUAUUUAAAACAUGAUGGUUAAACGAAGAGAAACUGGUUAUUCAUAUCUUUGCAACUCAUCUACUUCUUUGAAAUACAAUUUUAAAGGUGCUAGAUAAAUCAAUAAAUCUGCAAUUUGUUUUGUACAAAUGUAAACAGAUAUGCUUUUAAUUAAUUUCUCCAAUCUAAUCUCAUACAUUCGAGCUCUUUCAAUAAAUAAAGACAAAGUGUCAUUGCAUUACCAUUAUGACAAAGACAACGUUUUAGCUGCCAUUAUCAUUAAAGAUUUAAUGCUUUUUUUCACAAGGUUUACAUUUCUGAAAACCAGGGCCAGUGAUAAUCCAGGUUUCUGUAGUUGUGAGUGCAAAACCCAGAUCAUAAGUAGGAUAUUAAUGUGCAUGUGGCAUCACAGUUAUUUAAUUGACAAAUGCACCCGCUCAAUUAGUCCAGCAGCAGUGAAACUGACUCAACAGUGUAAAUAUUGUACAUGGAUUAAUUGUUUGUACAUGUGAAGAAAUUAAAUGUACAUGAGAUUCACUGUAAAUACACUGUUGUCUUGUCUGGAAAUCUACCAGCCUGUUGUUGGUUACUGGAAAUUAAACAGAACAACACUUGAAGUGUUUUGUUUUUUUAUCCAGCUGGUUGUUGUUGUUUGCCUGCAUCCUCCUGGGAAUCAGAAUUAUUUUUUUCUCCUUUUCCAUAUUUCAACUGUGGAACUCAUUCAAAAACAGUGAGUAUACUUAUAUAUUUUUUUUUUAAUAAUUUUUUUUGUAAUGUUCUUUGUGUAUGACAAAAGGACGUCAUUGUGAAAUAAUAUAUUCCUGGUGCAUUUAUAUAAUUAUACACACGUAGUCAAUCUGAUAAACUCAGAGUUUAAUUUAUGCAAAAAUGUUGAUUUGUUUACUAAUGGAGAAUUGAAGACAUUAACAUUGUGUUUUUUUGGUUUUUGUUUUAAUUUUACUCAACUAUUAACUAUUACAGUUACUGUUACCAUUACUUAACUAACACUAUUAUUAACACAAUAUAUAAUGCUAUGUUAUUAUUGCAAAUUAAUUAUAAAUUGUAUUUUGUAUUUUUGAAUAAAUACAUUUUAGAUUGAUAGUUCCCGCUUGACCUUAGAAGCUAAAACACUAAAGCUGCCAUUAAAAUAAAUAAAUAUAUGUUUUGUUUUUCA